GACUCCUUCCUGAACUCCCCCAAGCAGGGACAGACAUACGGUGGUCCUCCUCCCACCUCCUCAUCUUCCACCUUUAGCUCCGCCUCCUCCCACCCCUCCCUCUCACUGUGUCUCUCCCCCAUAACCUCCACCCCUCCCUCCUCUGUCUCUCCCCCCUCCUCUCUCUCCUCUCUCUCUACCUCCCCCUCCUCCUCUGCCUCGCCUCCUUCCUCCUCUCUGCCCCCCUCCCUCAACCUCACCCUGUCCCCCACCUCCUCUGUGGCCCCACACAUCCUCCCCCUCUGCCUGGAGCUGGGAGGUCUGGUGGGGUCUGAGGAGGUGCGGGAGCAGGCGGGGCCUGAUGAAGAGGAGGUGAAGGGCCGGACUGAUGAUGAAGAUGUUGAUGAUGAUGAAGGUAGUGCUCCUCCCACCAAGCUGGCACUGCUGCAGACAAGCCCUGCCUUCUCCAGCACAUCUCCACGGCAACAGUCGGAUGACUCCGCCUCCCUCCUCUUAGUGAGCACGGACACACAGAGUCAACCCCCCCAGCUGACCUAUGAGAGGCAGGGACAGGCUGAUGGACAACAGACUUUCCUCCUGUCUGCUCCAGAAGCUCCGCCCCCUGUCAGAAUACCCAAUCAGCCGCCAGUGAUUUCUGGCCCCACAGGUGUUGCCAUGGACACCACAUCAGUCCAGGUGAAGGAAGAGCAGAGGCGGGGCUUAKACUCAGAGGACACCUGCAUGGACCCGCCCUCUGAGGAGGAGGCGGAUCCCGGUGAGCAGGGAGGGGAGGAGCUCGACAUCUCCUUCGACAGCCAGUUUCCUGAUCUMAUCUCUGACCUCAUCACUGAAGAGUCCAAUCCCACAGCGGCUCCGCCCCCUGCCGCCGUCACGCCGAGACCGGUCCUGUUKCCUACGGGGGUCCGGUAUAUGGUUCCUCCACAGCCGUCCCCUUCCUCCUCCUUCCUCCCGUUCCCUCAGCCGCUGCCCUCCUCCUCCACGCACCUGGCCUCCAUCACAGACUUCUCUCCAGAGUGGUCCUAUCCAGAGGGCGGUGUGAAGGUUCUGAUCACCGGGCCGUGGACCGAGACGUCCUGGCGUUACUCCUGUGUGUUCGACCAGAGCACCGUCCCUGCAGCGCUGAUCCAGCCUGGAGUCCUGCGCUGCUACUGUCCAGCCCAUGAGGCCGGUCUGGUGUGUCUGCAGGUUCAGGAGCCCGGAGGUUCUGUUUCCUCGUCGGUUCUGUUUGAGUACAGAGCGAGGAACGCCAGCUCACUACCUAGCUCCCAACUGGACUGGCUCUCUUUGGACGAUAAUCAGUUCAGGAUGUCCAUCCUGGAGCGGCUGGAGCAGAUGGAGCGCAGAAUGGCAGAAAUGGCUGCUCGCGACAACCAUCAUCAGCAACAACAACAACAACAACAACAACAACAACAGCAGCAGCAGCAGCACAGCAACCAGCUGGCCACGCCCCCUCCCCUUCCUCCUCUACCUGACGACCACGAACAGUCCUCUCAGUGGUUUGAGAGGAGGAUUGUGGCAGUUUGUGAGAGAAUGAUGAGAGGAGCACGAUGGGGAGGAGGAGGAGGAGGAGAGAGGCUUCAUCACUCGUCUCGACACCGUGGGAUGACUCUACUGCACCUGGCUGCUGCUCAGGGAUACACACACCUGAUCCACACACUGAUCCACUGGAGGACUGUAAACAGCGACAGUCUGGACCUGGAACAGGAAGUUGAUCCUCUGAACGUGGACCACUUCUCCUGCACUCCUCUGAUGUGGGCCUGUGCUCUGGGCCACCACAGGGCAGCAGAGCUCCUGUACAGCUGGAACAGUCUGGCCCUGGGGAUCCCUGACUCUCUGGGCCGCCUGCCUCUGGCCGUGGCACGGUCUCGAGGACACACCCGCCUGGCCACGGCGCUGGAGGAGCUGCACACGCAGAGCGCACACGCCUCCUCCGGGGACACGCCCCAGCCUGCGUCUCCUCUGUCCACCAGCCCGGACACAGGUCUCAGCUCCUCCAGCAGCCUCCCCUCCCCCAGUGACCCCUCCUCCCCCUCUCCCAGCUCUGCCUACUCCAGUGGCCCCGCCCCCAUGGACACCUCCCCUUCCUCUCCCUCCUCACCCUGGGGGGAGGAGCCCAGCCCGGCUGUAGUCACAGGUCUGAACCCCACAGGCUCCUCCCUCUACCUGAUGGAGUACCAGAACUCCUCCCCCUCCUACACACAUGGCCACGCCUCAGGGGGGCGGAGACUGCACACUGAGGCGGAGUCAGCUCUGGAGGAGCAGCUGCUGAGAUACAGCGAGAACACUGAGAACGAAGGCGAGGAGGAGGAGUACUUAGAGGAYGAGGUGCUGCAGGUUGACAUGGCGACGCUGGCGGAACAAAUCAUCGAGGCCACCCCGGAGCGUAUCAAACAGGAGGACUUCUCCAGAGGGGUGGAGUCUCCUCUCAGGGAGAGGCGGGACAWCCCCGCCCUCCAGGACACCUGGCUGGCUGCUUACCUGGAGACUGUGGACUCCCACACAGACCCCCCACCCAGGAGGCUGUGCCCCCCCUCACCCCUCAGUGCUCUGGCUCUCCAGAGGCUCCGCCCACCGUCCUCUGCAGCGUGGGCGGAGUUCCUGAACGCCUCGGCCAAUGGCAAGAUGGAGAGAGACUUUGCUCUGCUGACGCUGACCGACGGAGAGCAGAGGGAACUGUACGAGGCAGCCAGGAUCAUCCAGAACGCCUUCAGGAGGUACAAGGUAAUGAUUUCAUCCAACGUUCAUCCAACCGUUCAUCCAACCAAACAUCCAACCGUUCAUCCAACCAUUAAUCUAACUGAUCAUCCAGAACGCCUUCAGGAGGUACAAGGGCCGCAGGUUAAAGGAGCAGCAGGACAUGGCUGCAGCCGUCAUCCAGAGGUGCUACAGGAAGUACAAACAGCUAACAUGGAUAGCUCUGAAGUACGCUCUCUACAAGAAGAUGACGCAGGCGGCCAUCUUGAUCCAGUCCAAGUUCCGGUCGUACUACGAGCAGAAGCGCUUCCAGCAGAGCCGGCGUGCGGCGGUGCUCAUCCAGCAGUACUACCGCAGCUACAAGGAGUACGAGAGGCUGAAGCAGGCGCCUCGAGGAGCCGCCGCCCACAACCCCAAGAUCAAAGGGUCCUUCCUGACCAAGAAGCAGGACCAGGCAGCCCGGAAGAUCAUGAGGUUCCUGCGGCGCUGCAGACACCGGAUUAAGGAGCUGAAACAGACGAGGGAGCUGGAGCGAAGGGGGCUGACCACAUAAGUCCUCCUCGGUGCUGGAGGACUGCUGGAGGCACAGAGGGACGGUGGACAGGGGGACGGAGACAUGCCUUAAGCUUUGUUUAUACUUCUUGUAAGACUGCGGCCCAGCGAUGAUGUAAUUGUUUAUACUGGGAAGACGUGGGGGAUCCCUCCCACCACACAGCUGAGCAUGUAAAGUUUUCUUCAGGUCCUUAUUCUGAUGUUGUGGACUGAGAACAUGGACAGAACUCUGAACAGGACCAGAUCGACACAGUUGUGUACCACACAGCUGUCAGUGCAGACUGAGGUUGUGUAACUGUUUGUCACUCAGCAGGUUGUAGAAGAUGUGCAACAAGAAGUAUAAAGCAGCCUUCAGUCCUCCACCUGUCCAUCAGUCCAUCAUGGACCAAAGUCUCCAGCUGAAUGAGCUGUGUGUCCCUCAGCUCGGUCUUACAGGCAGGUGUCUCUGUGUGAACCUGACCAGGUGUGCAGGCUCACCUGUUACCCACAAUGCCCUGCAGCUGAACAGGACUCUUCUGUAAAUCUUUAUUUAAUCUUUAGACACCCAGAGGAACCUAUAUUAUUAUUUAUUACAGCAUGAACUGUGUGCUGCACUGACUCAAGUCUUAACCCCACCCCCAGCUGCUGUUUCCAUGGUAACCCCAGCAUGACCACACCCCCUCUGCACUUUGUUUUGUUGCCGUGACGAUUUGCACGAGUUUAUGUUUUCUUCUUUUUCUGCUUCUGAAAACAUGAAAUGUUUGUUGUCCAAGAAUAAAUCAGGUGUUUAUUAUU
Molecule: messenger RNA, 4020 nt
Organism: Austrofundulus limnaeus
Lineage: Eukaryota; Metazoa; Chordata; Actinopteri; Cyprinodontiformes; Rivulidae
Gene: camta2
Product: calmodulin binding transcription activator 2
Biological process (GO): regulation of transcription by RNA polymerase II
Cellular component (GO): nucleus
Molecular function (GO): double-stranded DNA binding; protein binding; transcription coregulator activity
Source: RefSeq, a predicted model, not a curated record